This is a messenger RNA of Myzus persicae (green peach aphid), 642 nucleotides long. RefSeq names its product small integral membrane protein 4 (gene sloth1). Bases 186 to 398 code for a protein of 70 amino acids. NCBI's taxonomy places the organism in Eukaryota, Metazoa, Arthropoda, Insecta, Hemiptera, Aphididae. The transcript is spliced from 2 exons. The record is from RefSeq and is a predicted model, not a curated record.
UAUGUUACUAAGUCUUGAAAACGGUACCUCAGCAGCUCAUAACCAUCAAUACUCACCAUUAUACUGUACAUUUGAAGUUUAUAGUGUUUAUACUAUUUUUCGGCACAAUGACCGCGUAAUAAGAGCAACAUGUGUGACGUAAAACCAAAAUCAAAAGGUAAAUCAUUUAAGAAGUACUAACAGUAAUGAGCAUCAUUUAUUCGAUUCGUCGAUUUCUAUUCCAUUUGCCUGGUAAACGGUUUGGAUAUUACAGAGCUAUUCCAAUAUUCAUGAUUGCUGGUGCUGGUCUAGAGUAUUUGAUGAUAACUUGGCGUCCGUUCGGUGUAAAUUUUUAUGAAGUAUAUAAACGUAAACAAGCCAAAGAAAUAGCUGCCAAUAGGUUGAACGAAGAACACUAAUGUCUGGAAAUAUAUCAAUUGCUGCUUAUGUGAAAUUUUCACUUAUGGCCAUGGCCUCUAUGAUGUUAGGAUCACAACUAGUUCAUAACCGAUACAAGCCACUGGAUGAUUUAGAAGAUUAUGUUGAAAAAGAAAUAGAAAAACUUAAAGCUGCCAAGGAAUUAAAAGAAUAAUGGAUUUUUUGAUUAGUGGACAUUUUGUUAUCAUUAUUUACCUAUGUUAGAGAGAAUAAACUAAAAAUAUU